CAGCACGCCAUGGCUAGGCGAAUUGCCGACAUUGAGAACGAGGUCGUCAGGGUCUGUUACAAAGUGAACUCCGGCUGUAACCAAGAUCUCUGUAAUUAGAAUUGAAGCACACUUUGAAGCAAUUGGAGUGACGAUGAGGUGUUCCUCGCUCGGGCGGUUGAUUCCUCGCAGGUAUGUUAGUAAUCAUGAUGCUUGUAGCCAAGUGCUAAGUGAGCAUGUCACCUCUUAGACCAUACCCCGCACUGGCUUUACUACCAAGCCAAAGAUUCUCUGUGAGAAUGUCUUCAAACAUCUCAGAAGACUCCAAAGGGGGCAUUGUAGAGCGUCUCGGCAACUUUGAAGAGAUACAAUCCAAGCGCCCAGACUUUGACCACUCGAAUGCCCCCAUCGAGGUCACAAAGUCUCCCGAUCCGACUUGGUCUUACGGUCAGGGAGUGCGCACCCGAAAUAGCAUGUCCGCAACGCAUAAGGAGAUUGACCCAUACGCAUCCGACCGAUCAAUGAUCAAUAACUACCGCCUUCUCGUCUCCGGCAUCGCACCGAGGCCGGUGGGCUUCCUGAGUACCUUGUCAAAGGACGGCAAGAAGAACCUUGCCCCUUUCAGCUAUUUCCAAGUCAUUGAUCAUGAUCCACCCAUGUUUAUAGUCGGCUUUUCAUCAAGACCCGGCGCUGUCAAGGACUCCUACCGAAAUCUGAAGGAAACGGGUGAAUGUGUCAUCAACACGGUGUCGGAAGACAUGAUUGAGGCUGUGAAUGCAACAUCCAUUGACGCUCCUCACGCAGUCUCUGAGUGGGACAUUUCUGGGCUACAUGAGGGGGAGACUACGACGGUGAAGCCAUCGAGAGUUCUGGAGUCGGUAUUCUCGAUAGAGGCAAAGGUAGUAGAUAUCAAAGAAUUUAGUGACCAUGCUAAAGACGGAAAGAGUGUGGCCGGCAUGGUUUUGCUCAAGGCGACGCGGUUCUGGGUGAUGGAGGAUACAGUUAAUUCAGACUUCAGUCACAUUGAGCUAGAAAAGUUGCGUCCUAUCGGUCAGCUAGGAGGAAAAUCAUACGGGCGCAUCACGUCAACUUUUGAGGUGCCUCGUAGAAGAUGGCAAGAUGAAGAGCCGAAAAGCGAUUUUCUUCAGAAACUAGAUAAGUCAGCCUCCAAAUAAUAGAAAGAUGUGUACGGAUAGUCACGCUACGGUUAGAUUCCACAUGCAAUCAACUGUUUCUCGGCGUCGGGUAAUCAAUGUCUUCUAACAUGGUCGGUUGCGAUAUUGAUUGAAACCUUGACUGCAUGUGCC
Molecule: messenger RNA, 1286 nt
Organism: Colletotrichum godetiae
Lineage: Eukaryota; Fungi; Ascomycota; Sordariomycetes; Glomerellales; Glomerellaceae
Exons: 1
Coding region: 216-1154 (312 amino acids)
Molecular function (GO): FMN binding
Source: RefSeq, a predicted model, not a curated record